Fusarium oxysporum Fo47 is the source of this 1230-nucleotide messenger RNA. RefSeq names its product Oligosaccharyltransferase subunit Ribophorin II-domain-containing protein. The coding region runs from base 55 to 903 and encodes 282 amino acids. The transcript is spliced from 4 exons. Gene Ontology annotation, cellular component: oligosaccharyltransferase complex; membrane. The record is from RefSeq and is a predicted model, not a curated record. Lineage: Eukaryota; Fungi; Ascomycota; Sordariomycetes; Hypocreales; Nectriaceae. Gene Ontology annotation, biological process: protein N-linked glycosylation.
CACUUGGCCUCAACUCUAGAACCGACCGAAUCGACCUGCGAUAACGUCAAAAUCAUGCGCUUCUCAAUCGCAUCGUCCCUACUUUUCCUAACUAGCGUGGCUAGCGCUGCCUCGUCUUGGAGUUUCACCGAUGGCUCCGUCACUGUCGGCUCCAAGAGAGCCCACGGCGUUACUGCCAAAUUUAGCGAUCAGAAGCCUACCAAGAAGCCUCUCGUUCUAGGCAAGACGGAUACCAUCAAGGUCUCGUUGACCACAACCGAAGCUGGCGAGCCAAAGCGACCUCACCAGGCAUUCCUCAUCCUCACUGAGUCAACUGGCCUCGAGGCCCCGUUCCCUCUCAAGAUGAAGGCGUCUGGAAAGGGCGAGGCCGAAAUUUCACAAAAGGAUCUCCCUAUCCAGCUGCUCCUCUCCGACGAACCCAUCAAAGCCAACCUUGUCCUGGGAUCAUUCGGCUCAUCCAACCCUCUCAUCUCCCCCGUCUUCGAUAUCGAGGUUCAGCUUGACUCCAAUGCUCCUUCACCUCAGUAUGAGGCUCCCGUCCGAUAUGGUCCCCGAGCCGAGAUCGACCAUAUCUUCAAGGUCGGCGACUCGAGUCCUCCUAUGGUUGUCACUCUUGUCUUUGUGCUCGCUAUAGUGGCUAGCGUUCCUGCUCUUUUCCUCGGCUGGCUCUUCCUUGGUGCCAACGUCAACCAUUUGCCCAAGGCCCUCAAAGCUGCACCCAUCUCUCAUGCCGUUUUCUUUGGCUCCAUUGUCGGCAUCGAGGGCACGCUGUUUCUCUACUAUGCCCAGUGGAACCUCUUCAAGACCUUGCCUAUCGUCAUUGUCCUUGGCGUAGUGUCGCUUCUGAGUGGAACCAAGGCUCUGAGCGAGGUCCAGAGCCGACGUCUCGCUGGAGAGAGGUAAUAUGGUUGCAAUGUUAAAAAGUAACUGCUUGGCAUGAUAGAAGGGCUGAAGCUCGAAACCAAUCAUCGCAAGUCGAUGUUGGUAGAAAGCCAGGGGAAGAUAGAUCUCUUACUAAAAGAACAGCUAUUGCCCGGAUGCGGGUAUCGCCAUGUUUACAAUGGAUGUUCCAUGAUGGGAAUUUCUGUAACACCAAAAGUCUAUCAAUCAAGAGGUUUUAGGACGGGUAACUUUGCCCAAGAGUUGAAAUGAUGCCAAGUUCUAGGCAUGCAAAAUGGAUGUACAUUAUGAUAGACACUGGAAAUGGAGUCGGAUUUGGUGACUUUUCAA